Auanema sp. JU1783 is the source of this 1167-nucleotide messenger RNA. NCBI's taxonomy places the organism in Eukaryota, Metazoa, Nematoda, Chromadorea, Rhabditida, Rhabditidae. The record is from the annotation of a GenBank genome assembly.
AUGGUGCUGAAUUAUCACAUUCAAAUUAAUAUUUACGGAGAUUCUCUCAUUAAGAUUGUCCACGAAAACAUAAGUUUGGAAAACAUUUUGAAAAAAAAUGGGAUAAAUGAAUUUGUCAUUGUUGAAAUACCUCAUCAACCCAUUGCGCCAUCGGUUCAAGAAAAAGUACGGAUAGUAACGAAUUUUGAAAGGGAACAAGUCAACAAAAAAGAAGAGGAAGAAGAGCCAGUGGAAGAGUACAUUUUUCAAGAUCCAGGCAGUGUGGCUAAUUGGUACUGUUCAACCCCAUUACACGCUAACAGCGAACCGCCUGUUUUGGAAAAAACGGACUAUCUACUUGAAGAAUCUAGCAGCCAGCAUAGCUCGAGCAAUGAAGUCCAUUCCGCUGUUUUGGGAACAGUGGAUAAUAUGAUUUCGUUUGUCGAGUCCUGCGCGGAACCGACCGAAGAGUUGCUAGACGAAUGCUCGCUUUUUUCUGGUAGUGCAAGUUGUCCCAAUGUUAUUAGCAAGCCCAAUGAAACAGAGCCCUGUCACAAAGAGGUGUUUGCCACGAAGAUUGAAAAAUCAAGUAAUGUUAAAUGCGGAGUCAUUGUGGAUAUGGAUAAUUCCUUCCAGUCGUGUACCUCAGCACUCGUUGGCUAUAAGGAAAAAAAUAUGGAGCCGAACAACCAAACCACUGAUUCCAGUAUGCUUCGGGACAUGCGUGACGCUAUGGAUUUAGGAAACACAACAGAGUCACCAAAUGAAAGCUUGCAGACAUUAGAGUCUUCCUUUUCUGAGAAUGAAUCUCGAGGUCAUCCCGUACAAAAUUUCACAUGUCAAUACUCUGAUUGUCAAAGGAAAUUGAGAGUCAGCUGGAAGAAAGGAUAUGCUGGACUGAGAGAACAUGUUCGUCAACACACCAACGAAUUAAUAAGAUCAUGUAUGCAUUGCCAGUAUGGCUUCCGCACAUUGUAUCAAUUACGGAAACAUCAUCAAGCUUAUCACAGCGAUAUUCGAUUCCGUAUACCUAAAACUACUCAUGACGACAACGUAAUAAUUCACAAGCUUUUAGCUGUCUGUUUCCCCUCAAUCUUCACGAACAAUCCCGGGCCCGUUACUACCUUGCCGGGUUAUGUUCUUACACCCAGUGGCAGGAUGAGAAAAGUGGAUGGCAGGAGAAAAUGA